Messenger RNA from Glossina fuscipes, 1868 nucleotides. RefSeq names its product serine/threonine-protein kinase polo-like. Gene Ontology annotation, molecular function: protein binding; ATP binding; protein serine/threonine kinase activity. Lineage: Eukaryota; Metazoa; Arthropoda; Insecta; Diptera; Glossinidae. The record is from RefSeq and is a predicted model, not a curated record. Gene Ontology annotation, cellular component: cytoplasm; centrosome; nucleus. Bases 1 to 1737 code for a protein of 578 amino acids. Gene Ontology annotation, biological process: mitotic cell cycle; protein phosphorylation; regulation of cytokinesis. The transcript has 2 exons.
AUGUCUUCGAAAACUGAUGGUAAAGGGACAGAAAUACCAGAAGGAUUAUAUGAUUCGUCAGCCGGCAAAACAUAUAAACGCAUGACAUUUUUCGGCAAGGGUUCAUUUGCAGAAUGUUAUGAAAUUGUAGAUGUGGCGACAAAUGAAGUGUAUGCUGGUAAAAUUGUUUCAAAGAAGCUCUUAAUGAAACAUAAGCAAAAAGAGAGAAUGGUCCAGGAAAUUACUAUACACAGUUCUGUAAGUCAUCCUAACAUUAUUAAAUAUCACGGUUUCUUCGAAGACAAUUACAACAUUUAUAUCGUUUUGGAACUGUGCAAGAAAAGAUCUAUGAUGGAAUUACACAAACGUCGGAAAACCAUAACUGAAUAUGAAUGUCGUUAUUAUAUAUAUCAAAUCAUUCAGGGUGUUAAAUACUUGCACGAUAACCGCAUAAUACAUCGCGAUUUGAAAUUACGUAAUCUCCUUCUAAACGACAUGCUCCACGUGAAGAUUGGUGAUUUUGGUUUGGCCACGCGUAUUGAAUAUGAGGGCGAACGGAAGCAAACUUUAUGCGGUACUCCAAAUUAUAUAGCACCGGAAAUUUUGACUAAAAAAGGACACUCGUAUGAAGUGGAUAUCUGGUCUAUCGGGUGCGUUAUGUACACCCUAUUAGUGGGUCAACCUCCGUUUGAAACUAAAACGCUUAAUGAUACCUACUUGAAAAUUAAAAAAUGUGAUUACCGAGUACCCAGUCAUCUAUGUAAAUCAGCUGCCGACAUGGUAGUGUCAAUGCUGCAAUUAAAUCCCAGCCAUCGGCCUACAAUUGACCAGUUGCUACAUUCAGAAUUUUUAACUAUUUCGCCGGUUCCAACGUUUUUGCCUACUUCAUGUCUGACUAUGGCCCCACGUCUCGAAAUUAAGGACACUUUAGAACAUGAGGCGACUAAUCAAAUAAAUCCUCUAAUUGAAGUGAACGGUGUACGAUGCGAUGAUACACGAUUGGAGUCGACUUUUCUUAAAAACAACUUGCACGAUGCCAUCACUGCAUCGGCGCAGGUUUAUCAGCAUAAUCAGGAUUAUCGCAGUGACAUGGAAUGCUUGUGUCAACAAUUAACAAAGAUCACUGAAGCCAAACCUCGCAUGUUAGCCGGAAAUUUAACUGAUCAGAAUACGGACCCUGCUGCUCAGCCAUUGUUUUGGAUAUCAAAGUGGCUGGAUUACAGCGACAAAUACGGUUUUGGCUAUCAAUUAUGCGACGAGGGCAUAGGUGUUAUGUUCAAUGAUGCAACCAAGCUAAUUCUAUUGCCGAAUGAUAUUAAUGUCCACUUUAUCGAUAAGGAUGGCGAAGAAACUUAUAUGACCAAGACAGACUACUGCAAAUCUUUGGAAAAGAAAAUGAAAUUGUUGUCUUACUUUAAAUGUUACAUGACAAAACAUUUAGCGGAGGCCGGAGCAAAUAAUGUUAAUCUUGAAACUGAUCAAAUUUCGCGUAUGCCACAUUUACACUCAUGGUUUCGUACCACUUGUGCGGUAGUCAUGCAUUUAACUAAUGGCACAGUACAGUUAAACUUUUCAGAUCAUAUGAAAAUUAUUUUAUGUCCACGUAUGAGUGCUGUCACUUACAUGGAUCAAAAAAAAAAUUUUCGUACAUAUCGGUUCUCAACCAUUAUACAACACGGCUGCUCUAAGGAUUUGUAUCAGAAAAUCCGCUACGCUCAGGAGAAACUAAAUAAAUGGUUGGAAAAGAUGUUUUUCUAAACAUAUUGGGAGUUCUUUCAACAAACCUCAGGUUCUAUGUUUUCAUUUCUUACUUUCGGCACAUUGAAAUCCUAUCGUUUACUUGUAUUCUAUAUUAUUCUCCACAUGCGAAAUGCGAAUCAAAUGAAAAC